AUGCCUCGAACAUACCAAGAAGAAGUCGAAUACAUUCAACGUCUCACUGAUGUUUCCUUUGCAAUUCGAAAAGGUUUUGUACCGAAUAUGAAUGUAAGUUAAUUUAUUUUGGGUUUUUCAUAUUUUAGGUAGAAGGACGGUUUUAUGUUAACGGCGCUUUGGAGCCGUUGAUGUUUGAAGAGCUGGAAUUGUGUGUGAAUCAUGGAGGUAUUGGUGGAUUUUUGCCUGCUGUGCGACAAAUAGCUAAUGUUGCUUCUUUGCCUGGCAUUGUUGGGGUAAGCUCUUAUGGAAAACAUGUGAUAUUGUGCUUAAUGUUAAUAUGUGCCCUAGGUCAAUUGCAUGGUUUUGGUUAUAACUUUUUUGAAAUGUUAGAUAGAGACUUGAAAUAUUGCAUGAAGUUGGAUAAGAUCCAGCGUUAACUAAGGCAGUUAAAGUCAUUUCGGAAUUUGUGAUAGUUUUAAAGUUACAGUAUUAUACCCUAUUUUACAAGCCGACAGUAAACGCUUUAUUUUUUCAAAAAGACAUAAUGGUAACGUUAUAUUGUUUCAGAAUUCCAUUGGCCUUCCCGACAUUCAUUCGGGCUACGGAUUUUCGAUCGGUAAUGUAGCUGCUUUUGACGUUGAAAAUCCAGAGUCUGUGGUAUCUCCAGGAGGUGUUGGAUUUGAUAUAAACUGUGGUGUGCGGUUAAUUCGGACAAAUUUGAGCGAAAAAGACGUCUUACCGUAUAAAGAAACGUUAGCACAGUCGUUGUUUGAUCACAUUCCGGUUGGUGUUGGAUCUCAAGGCAUUAUUCCAAUCAAGGUAUGUUGAUCAUGGCUAUUUUGAUCUUGUUUUAAUUUUUGGUGUUUUAAAAUAUUUUUAACGGUUUUAUAAAGCUUUACCAAUAAAAAAAAGUCUUUGUUUAUUAUUUUUAGGUAUAAAAUUUAAUAAUUUUAGGCAAGGGAUUUCGAGGAAUGUUUGGAAAUGGGUAUGGAUUGGACGCUAAGAGAAGGUUACUCAUGGGCUGAAGAUAAGGAGCAUUGUGAAGAAUAUGGAAGGAUGUUACAAGCUGACGCAACUAAAGUGUCUACUAAGGCCAAAAAACGAGGACUGCCUCAGGUAAAUCGCCUUUAAAACGAAGGCUUUGUCAUGAAAUUGAGGUAUUCUACUAAAACAAUAUAAUUUCCAGCUAGGAACACUAGGAGCAGGAAAUCACUACGGUGAAGUACAAAUCGUCGAUGAAAUCUAUGACAAAUACGCAGCAUCAAAAAUGGGCAUCGAUCAUGUUGGUCAAGUAUGUGUUAUGUUACAUUGUGGUAGUCGUGGACUAGGCCAUCAAGUAGCGACCGAUGCUUUAGUAUCUAUGGAAAAAGCCAUGGUCAGGGAUAAGAUUGAGUUGAAUGAUCGACAACUGGCCUGUGCCAGGAUUUUCAGCCAAGAAGGACAGGAUUACUUGAAAGGAAUGGCGGCUGCGGCCAACUUUGCCUUUGUCAAUCGGUCUUGUAUGACGUUUUGUGUUAGACAGGUAGGCUUUUUUUGGUUUUUAAAUUUUUAUGGUUUGGAUUUGACACCUAAAGUUUAAAAAGACAUUUUUAAUAUGAAUUUAUUACCUAAAAAUGAAAAAUAAAUAUUUUAAAAGUUAAAAAUGGUACUAAGAAUAAGAAAAUGGUACACUAUAUUCAAAAAUAAUACUAGAAAGAUGAGAAUCUCAUUCAUAGACUAAAAAUGCCACUUAAAAAUUAAUUUUAAAAAAUUUUUAGGCAUUUGCCCGAAUUUUCAACAUGACCCCAGACGACUUGGACAUGCAGGUCAUCUACGACGUCUCACACAACAUUGCCAAAAUGGAAGAGCAUUUUGUGAAUGGUCGGCCGAAACAAUUGUGUGUGCACAGGAAGGGCGCAACUCGAGCUUUCCCUGCGAAUCAUCCCCUCAUACCGGUCGAUUAUCAACUGACAGGACAACCAGUACUAAUUGGAGGCUCUAUGGGUACCAACUCUUAUGUUUUGACUGGUACUGCCACUGGAUUUGAGGAGACGUUUGGAACAACUUGUCAUGGAGCAGGUCGAGCUCUGUCUAGGGCUAAAGCCAGAAGGAAUUUGACAUAUGAGAAGGUUUUGGAGAACCUUAAGGCUAAGGGUAGGUGGAAAGUGUUUUGGAGGUAUAUGAGUGUGUCACAAAAGUCUUGUCGUCAUUUUGCAUUGCCUUCAACGUUCAAAAACGACAAGACUUUUGUGGCACUUUAAUAGAAAGUGGAAAGAAAGUCGUUGCUAUUUUAAAACAAGCAAAUAAAGUUUUUCAAGCUUAAAAAGUUUUUUCAAUAAAAGCAGUUUAACAAAAAUGGCAUUUUUUAAAAUUUUUCUAAAAAAUUUCCAUUUUUUCCUAAAAUUCGGAUUUUAGGCAUAUCCAUCAGAGUCGCAUCCCCCAAACUAGUGAUGGAAGAAGCGCCAGAAUCGUACAAAAAUGUCCACGAUGUGGUGGACACGUGCCAAAAAGCGGGUAUCAGCAAUAAGGCCAUAAAGCUAAGGCCAAUCGCGGUUAUUAAAGGAUAA
Bursaphelenchus okinawaensis is the source of this 2528-nucleotide messenger RNA. The record is from the annotation of a GenBank genome assembly. Lineage: Eukaryota; Metazoa; Nematoda; Chromadorea; Rhabditida; Aphelenchoididae.